Molecule: messenger RNA, 1581 nt
Organism: Glycine soja
Lineage: Eukaryota; Viridiplantae; Streptophyta; Magnoliopsida; Fabales; Fabaceae
Product: protein IQ-DOMAIN 14-like
Exons: 3
Coding region: 269-1405 (378 amino acids)
Molecular function (GO): protein binding
Source: RefSeq, a predicted model, not a curated record
CGUACAUUCUGCUAGUAUAUGUUUUGGAUGCUUUCUUGCAUUGAAUUUCACCCUUUUGCACUUCACUAUUUUUAUCUCAAAAUUUCAUCAGUUCCGGUUGUCACAUUGCAUUGAGCACCACUUGUAUUCAUUCCGUUACUACACUUGUUCACCUACAUUACAUGCUCCUUCUCUCCACACCCAGAGGGAAAUUAACUUGACUUUGUUCACAUUUGAGUUGAAAUUUGACAUUUUUUUUUCCCACUCCAGAUCGUUAGUGAGGGAAGCUAUGGGCAAAGCUACAAGGUGGUUGAAGGGUUUGUUGGGAAAGAAGAAAGAGAAGGACUACCGUGGCUUUUCGGGCUCAUUGGAUCUUGACAAGAGGGAAAAAAAACGAUCGGAGAAGGAUGAAGUGAGUCACAUUACUCCAACCAAUGUUACCACCUUUGAUCGAACUAGGUUCAGAUCCUAUGCUGCCCCAAAAGAGAAGAACAAGCACUCCAUUGAUGUGGCUGUUGUGAGAUCAAAAAGCUGUGACAGAGGCACCUUACUUAUUGGAAGCAGGGAGGGCUGGGCUGCUGUGUUGAUUCAAUCCUUUUUCAGAGGUUAUUUGGCGCGAAAGGCUCUUAGAGCACUCAAAGGAUUGGUUAAGAUACAAGCUCUUGUUAGAGGGUAUCUGGUUCGAAAAAGGGUUGCUGCAACUCUUCACAGUGUUCAAGCUAUGUUAAGAGCUCAAGCUGUUGCUCGAUCUGUGCGAGCUCGUCGUUCCAUGGACAAGGAGAAUAGAUUUCAUCCACAAACUCCUUCCAGAAAAUAUAUGCAACGGUUUGAUGAAGCAAGAAAUUAUCAAUUACACAAUAGAAGAGUACCUAUAUACUGUAAGGCACCCUUUAAUGGAUUUGAUGAGAGUCAAAAAGUUGUUGAGGUUGACACUCACAUGCCACAUUCAAGUAGUAGGAGCAUUAACACUGCAAUGUCAGAAUGUGGAGAAGACUUGCACUAUCAAGCAAUGUCAUCCUCUCUUGGUUGUCCAAUUCAAGGUCGAAUCUCACUUCAUGAGAGGCAACACCCUCAAGAGUUUGAAUGGCUUUUCAAUGUUGAUGAAGGUAAUAACAAGUUCUCCACAGCACACAACACGCCUCGUUUACCAAAAUGCAUGCCACCAGGUACUCCAGUGAAGAGUAUUUGUGGAAAAACCUUCUUUAGGCCUUGCUCCAAUUUCCCUAACUACAUGGCCAACACUCACUCUUCUAAGGCCAAACUAAGGUCUCACAGUGCUCCAAAGCAAAGGCCUGAACUCAAGAAAAGGCUUUCAAUCAAUGAAAUGAUAGCAGCAAGAAAUAGUUUUAGUGGUGUUAGAAUGCAGUGGUCGUCAUCCAACCCGAAAACUCAAGAAGAUUGCUGCUUUUUUGAAAGGGUUAUUUAGACAUGCAGUGUCAGUUGGAGAAUCUAAGAUGGAAAUGAUAAUAUUGGACAAUGAAGUGAAGUGGCUACUUUAAAAUUUCUUUUUCUGAUGUUCUUAAUAUAAUAGAGUGAGUUUUCUUUCGCACAUUUGCAACAAACGAUUACUCCUGUUAAAGAUCAUAGAACCUGAUUUAGUUU